AUGCAGUCUUACGAAGAUGAGAACCCUCCCACAGAGGAACAGGAGCAGGAGCAUAGCAACGAAAAGAUCAUCAAUGAAGAAUAUAAGACUUGGAAAAAGAAUGCGCCAUUUCUUUACGAUAUGAUCCUCAGCACAGCACUCGAAUGGCCCACUCUCACCACUCAGUGGCUGCCAGAUAAGCAAGAAGUGCCCGACAAGCCCUACUCCACGCACCGCCUUAUCAUCGGAACUCAUACCGCAGGCGAUGCUCAAAAUUAUCUUCAGAUCGCGCAUGUUCAGCUACCCAAUCUUGAUGCGCCCAAUCCUGAUGACUACGACGAAGAGAGGAGUGAGAUUGGUGGUUACGGUGGAGGUCCUAAGAAGCCUCAGGUGGAGAUCAAGUUUGAGAUCGCCCAGAAGAUUGAUCACCAAGGGGAGGUUAAUAAGGCUCGCUAUCAGCCUCAGAACCCUAAUAUCAUUGCGACGAUGUGCACAGAUGGUCGGGUGAUGAUCUGGGAUCGCUCAAAGCACCCCAGUAUUCCCACCGGAACUGUAAACCCUCAGAUGGAGCUUCUGGGCCACGAAGCUGAGGGAUUUGGGCUUAGCUGGAACCCUCACGAGGCCGGUCACCUUGCUACAGGUAGUGAGGAUAAGACAGUUCGUCUUUGGGACCUCACUACAUACACAAAGGGCAACAAGGCACUUCGGCCUACCCGCACCUACACACAUCACUCUUCGAUCGUUAAUGAUGUCCAGCAUCAUCCUCUCCACUCUUCUCUCAUUGGUUCAGUGUCCGACGACAUCACCCUCCAGAUUAUCGAUGUUCGUGCAGCCGAUACUACUCGGGCUGCUGCUUCUUCUGAGGGCCAGCAUCGUGAUGCCAUCAACUCCAUUUCAUUCAACCCGGCCGCAGAGACUAUUUUGGCCACUGGCUCGGCAGACAACACCAUUGGAAUUUGGGAUUUGCGUAAUCUGAAGACGAAGCUUCAUUCACUGGAGGGCCACUCGGAUUCAGUGCAGUCAAUUUCCUGGCAUCCCUUUGAGGAGUCUGUGCUGGCCAGUUCAGGCUACGACCGCAAGAUUUUGUUCUGGGACCUUAGCCGAGCUGGAGAGGAACAGACCCCCGAGGAUGCGCAGGACGGACCCCCGGAACUUCUCUUUAUGCAUGGUGGUCACACCAACCGUAUCUCUGACUUCAGCUGGAAUCUCAACGACCCCUGGGUUCUUUGCUCAGCUGCUGAGGAUAAUUUGUUGCAAGUGUGGAAAGUAGCUGAUGCAAUUGUGGGCAAGGAGUUGGAGGAUGUUCCAAUGGAGGAGCUGGAGGCAUGA
This is a messenger RNA of Penicillium taxi, 1308 nucleotides long. RefSeq names its product WD repeat RBAP46/RBAP48/MSI1 family protein. Gene Ontology annotation, biological process: regulation of gene expression. The coding region runs from base 1 to 1308 and encodes 435 amino acids. Gene Ontology annotation, cellular component: cytoplasm; Rpd3L complex; nucleus. Lineage: Eukaryota; Fungi; Ascomycota; Eurotiomycetes; Eurotiales; Aspergillaceae. The record is from RefSeq and is a predicted model, not a curated record. The transcript has 6 exons. Gene Ontology annotation, molecular function: histone binding.